This is a messenger RNA of Emiliania huxleyi CCMP1516, 720 nucleotides long. RefSeq lists its product as hypothetical. NCBI's taxonomy places the organism in Eukaryota, Haptophyta, Isochrysidales, Noelaerhabdaceae. The transcript is spliced from 2 exons. The record is from RefSeq and is a predicted model, not a curated record. The coding region runs from base 1 to 720 and encodes 239 amino acids.
AUGCGCGAUCAGUGCAUCGUCCUCGCCCUGUCGACGCUCUGCGCCGCCGCGGUGUUCGAUUUCGAGGCCGACGGAGGCGCUGAGGCCGGCGACGACACUUGGGACACUGUCAUCUCCAACGGUGCAAAGCUCAACAGCUCGCUGUCAAAGCUGCGCGAGGGUGAUGUCUUUGUCGUGCCCACUAAGACGUUUCACCUCAUGGGCGGCAUUCACGCGCGCAACCUGCACGGCGUCACCAUCUCCAUCGACGGCACGCUCUCAUUUGCCUCAACGGCGCUGAAUUCCGGCCGCUAUAUGAAGGCGUGGCCACGCGGCAGUGACGGAGGGGUGUUGGAUUGCCUGACCUUCUCAAACCUCUCCCGCGUGAGAUUCACGAGCGCAAGCCGCGGUGAGCUCGACGGCGGCGGUGCAAAGCAGGAGGAUAGGCCGCGGCUGCUCACCGUGCUGGAGUCGGACGACAUUCUGGUGGAGCGGCUGCACUUCCGCCAGUCGCCCUACUGGACCUUCCUCGCUAGCGGCGUGACGAACCUCGAGGUGCGGUACUCGCGCGUCGACAACCGACGGACGCACGCCGACCGUCAUGAUUUGCUCGACUUGACCGCCUUCAACACUGACGGGUUCGACCUCGCUCAUUGCGACACCGUCUGGAUCCAUCACUGCGAGGCGACCACAUGGAUGAUGCGCCCUGAGAGAACUGGAGGCGCGGAGGCGCUGCUUUGA